AUGGACGCCUUCAACAACUUCAAGCCGGUGUCGUUGGCCAACGUGGCCCAAGCGGACUUGUCGGUGUUCACGCUUACCCCCGAACAAGAGGCGCUUGCCCUGCAAUUUUGCACCCUCGCCAACAGACUCGACGAGCCGCAAACUUUGACCGCCCUCAACGACAACUUGAGAACCCGCACCUUCAUUGCCGGUAACGUCCCGUCCAAAGCCGACUUCACCGUGUUCGCUACUGUCUACCCCAUCGCCGUCAAGUGGACCAGCAUCGACCAAAUCGCCAAGUACAGACACAUCCUCAGAUGGGCCUACUUGGUGCAAAACCGUCUUAUCGAAGUCCCCGAUAAGCUUGUGGUCAACCUCGACAUCGAGCUCCCCAAGGAAGUGAAGGAGAAGAAGAAGAAGGACGCCGCUGGCGCCGCUGGUGCCGAUGCUAAGGGCAAGAAGGACAAGAAGGACAAGAAGGGCGAUGCCGCUGCCGCUGCUGGUGGCGAUGCCAAGGCCAAGGGCGGUAACCAAAAGGAGCUUACCGAAGAGGAAAAGCAAAAGCGUGCCGAACAAGCCAAGGCCAAGAAGGAAGCGAAGAAGGCUAAGGCUGCCGCCAACCAGAAGCCCCAAGCGGCGGCGGUGCCUCCUAACCCCGGUAUGAUCGACUUCCGUGUCGGUUUCAUCGAAAAGUGUGUCAAGCACCCCGACGCCGAUGCCCUUUACGUGUCGACGAUCCAGAUGGGCGACGAAGAAGGGCCCAGAACCGUGUGCUCGGGUCUCGUCAAGUACGUGCCUUUGGAAGACAUGCAACAGAGAUACGUCGUCACCGUGGCCAACUUGAAGCCCGUCACCAUGAGAGGCAUCAAGCUGUGUGCCAUGGUGUUGUGUGCGUCUAAGGACGACAAGGUUGAAUUCGUCAACCCUCCUCCUGGGUCGCAACCGGGUGACAAGAUCUUCUUUGAAGGCUACGACGCCGAACCCGAAAAGCAAUUGAACCCCAAGAAGAAGAUCUGGGAAGCGGUGCAACCGGGUUUCUCCACCAACGACGCCUUCGAAGUUACCUACACCGUCGAAGGCAAGCCCCCCGCCAAGUUGGUCAACAAGAAGGGCGAGCUCUGCCACAACUCGACCAUCGUCAACGCCGACGUCAAGUAA
This is a messenger RNA of Diutina rugosa, 1137 nucleotides long. It is a transcript of the gene ARC1, whose product is annotated as Arc1p. Lineage: Eukaryota; Fungi; Ascomycota; Pichiomycetes; Serinales; Debaryomycetaceae. Gene Ontology annotation, molecular function: tRNA binding. The transcript has a single exon. Gene Ontology annotation, cellular component: methionyl glutamyl tRNA synthetase complex. The coding region runs from base 1 to 1137 and encodes 378 amino acids. The record is from RefSeq and is a predicted model, not a curated record.